This is a messenger RNA of Struthio camelus australis, 1420 nucleotides long. Lineage: Eukaryota; Metazoa; Chordata; Aves; Struthioniformes; Struthionidae. The record is from RefSeq and is a predicted model, not a curated record.
AUGACAUUGCCCCGCUGCCACCCUGCACCCGACGGCUUCGCCCAGCUGCAUCCCUAUGGCCCUAAUGAGCUAGCCCUCAUUGCAUGCACCUGGUCACGGGUGCAUCGGGGACAGGGGUGUGCGUGCUUACAGAGUGCUGUGGAUGGUGACACAGGCAGCAAAACUUUCUCCAGUCCCAUCUCAUCCCCUGCAAACACUGGGAGGGAGCAGUCAGUUUUUUCCCUUCUCCUCUCAGAUGUGGACGACAGGCUGAUAACCGAGCCCCUUGGCCACCCUGACUUCUUCAACGUGAAGGAGCUCUUCUCCCUGAAAGAUCUCUUCGAUGCCCGAGUGCACUUGGGGCACAAAAAGGGAUGCCGGCAUAGGUUCAUGGAGCCCUACAUCUUCGGCUGCCGCCUCGGUCAGGACAUCAUCGACUUGGAUCAGACCAUGCAGCACCUCCAGCUGGCUCUCAACUUCACGGCGCACAUCGCCUAUCGCAAAGGCAUCAUCCUCUUCAUCAGCCGCAACCGCCAAUUUGGCCACCUGGUAGAGAGCACGGCCCGGGAGUGCGGGGAGUACGCCCACACCCGCUACUGGCAGGGCGGCCUGCUCACCAAUGCCCACAUCCAGUUCGGGCCUGGCGUCCGCCUGCCCGACCUCGUCAUCUUCCUCAGCAGCCUCAACAACGUCUUCCAACCCCACGUGGCCAUCCAGGAUGCUGCCAAAAUGAACAUCCCCACGGUGGGGGUGGUGGACACAAACUGCAACCCCUGCCUGAUCACCUACCCCAUCCCCGGGAACGAUGACAGCCCCACUGCCAUGGAGCUCUACUGCAAGCUUUUCAAGAUGACCAUCAUCCGUGCCAAGGACAAGAGGAAGCAGAACGAGGUCUUCUACGAGCUGCAGAGCAAAGCGGAGGGCGCUUAGAGCUGCUUUGCGCUCACACUGGCUUAGGGACAGAAGUGACCGUGCCCAGCAGCUUGAUGCAUCCUCCCUGCUGAUGAGGGGCACAAGGAGAUGGGGCGUCCUGCUCUGCUUCUGCAGGUGCUGCGGGUCUGAUCCUGCACCUGGAGCAUCGCUGCUGCCUUUUGGCAGAGCUGGGCUGGGUGCCAGAAGGGACCCCUCAGCUCAGUCAGCGUGCAGGGAUCCUGCAGCAGAGUCUGCUGCAGAGGAUGUGCCUGUGAAGGGACUUCCCUGCUCCAUUCUCCAGCCCAAAUAACAGCUGGCCAGAGUGAUCCAAGGGGAGAGGGAGCAGGGCCUGUCCUAAUUCCUUUCCUUGCAUUUGUCCCCGUUGCAAGGAGACACUUCUGUCCUGUGGCCUUCUUCUUUCUGAGCUUGUGGUGUUGUAUGAAACCACAUUUCUCCUUGACAUGGCAAAUAAAGUGGUCUUUUAUCCUUUUUCUUCCUUCCCUUGGGGAAGGAUGAGAAAUCUCUCAAA